CCCAUACUUACAUUUGCAACGUAAAGCUAACCAUGAGCCAUUCUCCCUUGACUUCUACUUCGCGAUUCAUAGAAGCAGACGACGAUGACGAUGACGACGACCUAGACGAGCAAGACAUCCCCGGGUUCUCAGCACCAUCACCAGCCGUAGACAAGGGAAAAUCAAGGGAACCAGAACAGUUAGCCAAGCCUUCGGCAGCUCCCGCUUUGAAUCAGAACAUGACCGGCAACAUUGGUUCCAAUGGCUCGUCUAGCAGUUCCAAUAGGCAAACCGUCGGCGGCAUUCGAGUCGAGACUCGGUAUUCUGGAGCGGACACUCUUGAUGAGCCUGUCACCACCACAAUCGCACGCGACUUGUUUUCGAUAUACUCGAAGUUAGUGCAUGUUCUUUACCCUCGUAAGUCUGGUGGACGCGAAGUCCUCAGAGACUGGGAUCUUUGGGGUCCGUUGUUGCUUUGUCUAUGCCUAGGCAUCAUCUUGAGCGUGAAUGCACCAUCCAACCAAUCGCUAGGGGUAUUCACUUCCGUGGUUGUGAUCGUGUCCGUUGGCUCCCUUGUCGUGACCGUCCAGGCUAAGCUUCUUGGUGGCAGAGUAUCCUUCUUUCAAGGGCUCUGUGCACUUGGCUACUGCAUAGCGCCGUUAGAUAUCGCUGCACUUAUCUCAUGCUUCGUGCGUGUCAUCUGGGUGCGUGCGCCCGUGGCCCUGGCUGCCUGGGCUUGGUGCAUAUGGGCAUCCAUCAACUUCUUGGACGGCACAAAAAUUGAACCACAGCGCAUCUUGCUUGCUGUAUACCCACUCCUACUUUUCUACUUUGUCCUGGCGUGGAUGAUACUUAUCCAAUGAUUCAAAGAGCUGCUUCUGUGGUAACAUGCUUGUACCAAAUUUCUUGGCUCAAUGACAUGAUACUUACUACGUAGCAUGCGCCCCGAUGUGAAAAGAGCGAAUACCCACCAACUUUGCUUUGCAAGGGGACGAGGUUUGAAAGAUACAACGCUUUCCAAAACUGACUCGUCCAGACACACAUACCAGAACAUAUCUGUCCCCCUUCUCUCUCCUUGAAGCAGAAAAUAUCAUUCUCGACUCGCAAGACAUGCAAGGCUACUCGGUCUCCCGUCGCACAAACGACAAGACUGAGACGGCAUUGUGCGCAUGCACGAACUUUUAUAUGCGUGACAUUACGACUGGACAUUCAGAAUCAGUGGCUGCAUGUUUGGCGGUAUUACAUAUCUGACUAAUCGAAGUCGUGAUAAAGAUUAUGAUGUAAUGAGAACAAUUUUCG
Molecule: messenger RNA, 1278 nt
Organism: Suillus subalutaceus
Lineage: Eukaryota; Fungi; Basidiomycota; Agaricomycetes; Boletales; Suillaceae
Product: Yip1-domain-containing protein
Exons: 10
Coding region: 33-842 (269 amino acids)
Biological process (GO): endoplasmic reticulum to Golgi vesicle-mediated transport
Cellular component (GO): membrane; trans-Golgi network
Source: RefSeq, a predicted model, not a curated record